AUGGCAAACAAGAAUCAAGCCGGUUUCCGUAGUGUAGUGGUUAUCACGUUCGCCUCACACGCGAAAGGUCCCCGGUUCGAAACCGGGCGGAAACAGUUCUACUUUUCACUUCAUUGCUUCAAAUUUAUUACACCGAAGACUAGCCUAGAACACCCCACCACUGUCUCCACCUGGUUAAGGAGAAAAGGCUAUCAAGGGUAUUUAUACCGUUGCCUUUCCACCGCAAUCAUUGGCACCUGGCACUUGCUGUUGACACCAGCGCGACGAACUCCCCACAAAGCCCAUCCAGUGGAUGGAUGCACAAUGCCAAAUGGAAUUCCCGAUGCCGAGAAAGCGUGGGGCCCAAGGCCCAAGGAGUUCCUCCUUUUGGUCCCCGGGCCAACAAGGCGUUGGGGCGAAUCCACAGGGCAUCCCAGAACCACCGCGUUCCAGCAGGAUCCGCUGGGCCACAGGCACCGGCUGGGAAACGGCUCCACCAGCGCCCUGGCAGAGAAGAUUCGCAAGGCGCAGGCCUGGGGAUGCAGCAGCGCAGAGGGCGCGACUCCGGGGACAGCCACGGCCCGUCCGUCCUUCCGUCCGCGGCCCCGUCCCCUGGAGCUUGGCGCCCGCUCUGCCCGGAUCCGCCCCGGCCCGGGGCUCCGGCCCGCGGUCCAGUCCGCACCGCGGACCCCGAGCAGCCUCGCCGUGCACGGCCCCGCCGGGCUCAGUUCUGGGCUCGCGCUUCCCCUGCCCCCGCCUGGCUCCCAGUUUCUUUCUGUCUCCCGCGGAACCGACCUCGUCCCCCCGAAUCUCCGCCAGCUCUUCUCCCCCUCCCGCUACGCCCCGGCCGAAGCGCCCCGCGGGGCGGAGGUGGACCCGGAUUUCCAGCCGCUGCCCGGGCGGGAGUUCCGCGGGUCCCACGCGGCCACCUCCAGCCCCGCCCGUCAGCGCCGACUUCAUGAGCAACCCGAGCCUCCUGCAGGACAGCGAGGACUUCCGCGGACGCCGGGGGCUGUGCGGGGACUUCCAGGGCCCGAGGGGGGCGGCCUGCACUCGGCGCUAACGCAGCACCCGCGGGACCCCGCCUCCGCCGGGCCGCUCGCGGGGCAGCAGCGCAGGAGCAGCUCGUCCCAUCGCAAAGCGUGGCGCAACCUGUCCCACGCCGACCUCAGCACCAGGGCCGACGAGAGCUCGGAGGAGCGGCUCGCGCUGUCGCAGAUCUGCGAGUGGAUGGUCAAGAGCGUGCCCUGCUGCAAGGAUAAGGGCGACAGCAACAGCUCGGCGGGUUGCAGGAAUUCACUUCACCAUGAUCUGUCCCUACACAGCAAGUUGACUCGCGCGCAGAAUGAAGGGACUGGAAAAAGUGCUCGGUGGAUGCUGGAUCCAGAGGGCGGCAAGGGUGGGAGAUCUCUUAGGACAAGAGCUGCAUCCAUGGACAGCAGCAACAAAUGCACUCGGAGCAAAGCCGAGAUGCCACGAAAAAACAUCCUGCAAUCUAGCCAGGGGGGUGCUGGGGACAGCCCCGGACCCCAGUUUUCCAGAUGGCCUGCAAGCCCUGGCUCUCACAGCAAUGAUGACUUUGAUAGCUGGAGUCCAUUUCGCCCUGGAACUAGCUCGAAUGCUAGUACUAUUACUGGGAGACUUUCACCCAUUAUAACCAAAGGAGACGAUCUUGGAGAUGGUGACGUGCAUUCCGUGGGGUACCCGCCAUGUGCGGCAAAGAUGGCCCGUACUCCACCCAGUCUGAGUCAAGCAAUCCUGAAACAUGGAAAAGGUUUGAAUAAUCUCAACCUUCUUUUUAUCUCGUCACCAACAUCAUUAAUUGUGUCCACCCAGUCCUCACCUGGCACCAUGAUGCAGCAGACGCCAUGCUACUCCUUUGUGCCACCAAACACCAGUCUGAACCGCCCAAACUACAAAAAAUAGACGUAGGGCCAGUCCAACAUGAACCCUUUGCCCCAGAUGCAUGAAACACUCAAGGAGCACAAAUCAAGUUACAGAGCUGCGAGUCUGUGUAACUGUGCAGCAGGACUCCUGGAGGAGCUGCUGACUUCUGGCUCUCCUCCCCAUAAUGACGUUAUGACACCAGCUAAUCCCAGGGUCAAAUCCUCCAUAAUGGAGGAGACACCAGCUAAUCCUGGGGUAGCCCCACCCAACAGCCAGGAUCUGGGCCAGAACAUCAUGAUAGGCCUUAAUUCAGCCACAUCAACCUGUGGCAACCAGGCAUCUGGAUACAAAAUGAGGCCUCCCAGUUCCCAUAUCCACCCUGGGCAUGCUCAGCAGAGGUAUGCAGUUUACAGCCGUGCCCUGUUUCACACGGAAAACACCAAGCCCCACACCUCAGGUGUGAACCACCUGACCCCAGUGAAGACACCUUUACAAGUGUCUCUGCCCCACCCCAUGCAGAUGAGUGCCCUGGGGGGCUACUCCUGGGUGAGCUGCUGCAGUGGCUAUGGCAGAAUGGGCCUCCUCCACCAGGAGAGGCUCCCAAGUGACUCGGAUGGCAAGAUCGUUGAGCAUUUGGACUGUGACAUGGAAUCCAUCAUUCUGAAUGACCUCAUGGAUGGAGACAUGCUGGAUUUCCACCUUGACAAUGUUUUGCCCAGCCAAAACUCCUCACACAGUGUCAAGACAAGGACACAUAGCUGCAUGUCAGGCUGA
This is a messenger RNA of Pongo pygmaeus (Bornean orangutan), 2640 nucleotides long. Its product is annotated as forkhead box protein O1-like. Gene Ontology annotation, biological process: insulin receptor signaling pathway; regulation of transcription by RNA polymerase II. NCBI's taxonomy places the organism in Eukaryota, Metazoa, Chordata, Mammalia, Primates, Hominidae. Gene Ontology annotation, cellular component: nucleus. The record is from RefSeq and is a predicted model, not a curated record. Gene Ontology annotation, molecular function: RNA polymerase II cis-regulatory region sequence-specific DNA binding; DNA-binding transcription factor activity, RNA polymerase II-specific.